AAGCAAGACAACUCUCACCAUGAUUCCAUCAAUCAAGUCUACCCUUGUCGCAGCCGGCCUCGCCUCCAUCGCCGCGGCAAACCCUCUCCCUCAGGCGGGCCCUUCGGGCGGCGGCACAAUAACCAGGCCACCUCCCCGAUGGCGCCUCAAUCCCUACCCCGAAUACACUUCCUACUGCACAAGCACCUCGACUAGGAUCUGGAAGCAAGAGCCCAUACCCAUGCCGCCGCCAGAUGUCAUCACCGUCACUAGAUACAAGAAGCUGGAGCAGGAGCUGGUUCACAAAGCGCUCGACUGCGGCGGUUGCGCCUAUCUCGAGCUCGCAAUGCACGUCACCAAGUUUGACCACCCACAUCCGGGGUAUAUCGGCCCAACCGACUUCAAGUACGUCACAAAGGAGCUCAAGUCGACAAUCACCUAUACGCACGUUCACUGCUCUGGAUGGAAGGUUCCGCCCCCACGACAUCAGGAUGCGAAGAAACGCGAGAUCGGGGGAGGGGCGGCGGACGAGUUGAUGGAGUAUGUCGAUUUCGAGAAUGACUCGGGCGUCCUCUUUCAAGGAGAUGGGGAUUGCACUGCUAGGGUCUUGCAGGUGCCUAAGCUGAACAUCGGCCCUACUCGCACAAUCUUCACCACCACCACCACCACCGACAGGAUUGUCAACUGCGGCACUUGUACCAACAACUCGCCCAUCCCUAUCCCGCUCGGCGUGCCUCCAGUCGCUGUAUUCAAGACGACAAUCACAGCCGUGGAACCAUAUACAGAAACAGAGCUCGUAUGCGGCACCCCCACGACUAGCACUUCGAUUGAAGAACCUGCCAAAGCGACUGCCACCACCUCUGCCAUAAAUACAAUCACAAAGGAGAGUAUCACCACCGUCACUGUAACUAAAGCCUCUGCAGAGAGCAUCGCCGCCGCGGCCUCGGCCUCGGCCGCUAUUGCCUCAUCUUAA
Messenger RNA from Trichoderma atroviride IMI 206040, 952 nucleotides. RefSeq lists its product as uncharacterized. NCBI's taxonomy places the organism in Eukaryota, Fungi, Ascomycota, Sordariomycetes, Hypocreales, Hypocreaceae. The record is from RefSeq and is a predicted model, not a curated record.